GUCUCUACUAGAAUCACAUUGCGCGUAUCUUAAUAUUAAUCCUAAAUUUGUGUUAAAACACUUUCUCUUGGCUUAGUUAACAUGCAGUCAGGGGUAUAAUCAAAAUUAAUAGACCAGUGUUUGUAUUUUCGCUUCAAAGUUUAUUUGCUGCUUUAUUAUGCGUUCUCUUGCCGCUGUCCGUGGGGUAGAACCCGUUCAGGAGUUGGCGAUCCCGUCUUCCAUCGAAGGCGACGGGAAUUCUGAUGCCGAAAUGGCUGGAGCGCAGGAUACCAUAUACCUCUGCAACUUCCGCGUGUCAGUAGAUGGCGAAUGGCUAUGUCUGAAGGAGCUACACGACAUGGAGAUGCAGGAUUCCUAUAUCCGACCCUCUGAUAAUGGUGCGAUCACUUCUCCGGACGAUCCUAUGCAUUCAUUGAUGGCUCGUGACCCAGUGGUGAUAGAACGUAGCAAUCUCGUGAACAUCUCCAAGCUGAUUGUAAAGGAAUUGAUUGAACAAUCCCUCCGCUAUGGCCGGAUGCUCGACAGCGACCACUUACCGCUACAUCACUUCUUCAUUGUUCUCGAACAUGUCAUGCGUCACGGCCUCAAACCAAAAAAGGGACUCCUCGGGCCGAAGAAGGAGCUGUGGGACAUCUUGCAAAUGGUUGAGAAAUACUCUCCUGAGGCGGCAGAUAUUACAGCAAGUGUGCGGGAUUUGCCCACCGUUAAAACGGCCAUGGGACGCGCCAGAGCUUGGCUUCGCCUGGCACUGAUGCAGAAGAGACUUGCCGAUUAUCUAAGGAUAUUGCUGGAGCACCGUGAAGAAACGCUGGAGGAAUAUUUUGAACCCCACGCCCUGAUGCUGAAUGAGGAAGCGGUCAUCAUAACGGGUCUACUUGUUGGAUUAAAUGUCGUUGACUGCAAUUUGUGUGUCAAGGAAGAAGAUUUAGACAGUCAGCAAGGUGUGAUCGACUUCUCUCUAUACCUGCGCGGGAGCAGCUCCUCCCACGAUCUCGCGAAUAACGGCAACAAUGGAAAUAACGAGCCCAAGCAACGACACAUCAACACUAUGCUCGAUCAGAAGAAUUAUAUUGAGGAGCUGAAUCGACACCUUAAUGCCACGGUAGCGAACCUGCAGUCAAAAGUGGAAGGCCUGACAACAACCAACGCUCUCAUGAAGGAAGAUCUAGCAAUCUCCAAGAACACAAUGAUACAGCUGGUUGAGGAGAAUAAUCAAUUGAAACACGCUUUAGGUCAAGACAUUACUAAAGAUAGCAGGAUCAAAGUGACCGAGUUGCAUGAAGAGGAGGAAAAACGCAGCGUGAAAAGUACAACGUCAGACAAAUCGAAAAGCGACAAAGACACGGAAUCUGCGAAACUUUUGGAGGAGGAAAGGAAGAAGAAUGCGGAACUUCAGAAAGAACUUGACUUGCAAAUAUCGCUUAAGGCAGAAAUGGAGGUCGCAAUGAAAUUGCUAGAGAAAGAUAUACACGAUAAACAAGACACAAUUAUCUCACUUAGGCGGCAGCUAGAUGACAUAAAACUGCUCAAUUUGGAAAUGUACAAAAAAUUGCAGGAAUGUGAAAGUUCCUUGAAACAUAAAACAGAACUAAUAGCCAAAUUGGAAGCAAAGACUGAAUCAAUGGGCAGCACGAUACAUCAACUCGAUGAAAAGUUACAGGAAGAUAAGACUGUUAGGAAGAGUCUGGAGGACACUGCUCGAUCGUUAGGACAAAAGGCGGUGACCGCUGAAACAAGAGCCGUGGCUGCUGAGAGUGAUCUUCGGAUAGAGAGGGAGUGGCGAAUAUCAUUGCAGGACUCAAUGAUACGGGAUCGCGACAAAAUAUCGGCGUUGACACAAGAAAUAGAAUCAUUAAAAUCAAUAGGACAAAAAUAUAUGGCCUUACAAGAAGAACAGCACCAACUUAGAGUUCAAUACAGUGAUGCGCAAAAAACUCUGGAAGAAGUCGGCGCUACGUUAUGUGAGAACAAAUUGCAACUGGCCGAGUUGUUAGAAAAAGAAGCGAGGGCUGUACAAGACGACACUCCAAACUGGACUAGCGAUAAGGACGCCUCAGCUUGUGCGGCGUGCGCUAAAGAAUUCACUAUUGCAAGGCGGAAGCACCACUGUAGAAGAUGCGGCAACAUUUUCUGUGGAGCGUGUAGUGAAAAAACCGUAGCGUUAGCUGGCAACACCAAACCUGUUAGAGUGUGCGACGCAUGCUUUGUCGAGGUUCGACUAACGUAACCCAAGACCCAUAUAUAGAGGUUGUGGUAUGACAAAGACUUAUGUAGAAAUUUAUAUUAUAAACUGGAAAAUUAGCAAAAAAGAAUUCAACGGACAUGGUUGUAAGAAUAUAUCUAUAGAACAAUUUACCUAAUAUUUUAAAUAAUAUAUGGAUUAGGAUUUUUUAACUUCUAUACAAGGGCAACAUUCAUUCCUUGAUAUAGUAAACACACUGUAGUUUAAACAACGAAAUCAUGCGUAGUUAUCCUGAGGAAAGCGAACGAAGGACUGAAAUAAAAACACAUAAGUUUUUAUUUCAAUGUCUAGACUCAAAGGAACAUACGCGAAAGUGGGCACAGUGUUCAUGAUUUUACUAUUCCGUCAAUAGAUGGCGCUAUUAAAUGUAUAUUAUUAACAACUAAUAUUUAUUCAAGAAUAUUUUCGUUUGUUGUAAAGUGUAUUCACCGUUGGGUACACGAGUCUUAAUCCCAUAUAUUCAAUCGUUAUCCAUCCAAUAGUUGUCUAAUUCGUCUAAAGUAUCGCUUGCGCAUAAACCUUAAUCUAGUUUUGAUAGAUGUAAAAUCAUAAAGUUACCGAUAUCCAGAUUGAGUAUUCUGAUAAAUGAGCUGGGUCUGGAUAUCCAUAGUUGCUCCCCUCACUAAUUUAAAUCGAUUUCGUUUAGUUUUAUUAUAUAAUUUCGUUUAUUUUUUAUUAUCUCUUCGGGAUAUGCUUGUCAGAUUAAUAAUUGUAUCUUUUCUUGUACCAAUGUAACCAAGCUUUUAUAUAUAAAUAAAGAUUCUUACAGGACAUACGAAUUAUAUUUCGUAUAUGUCCAAUGUAGUCUACGUUCUUUACAAGAAGCGACGCAGAAUGUUUGAAUCAAUAUGGCGGUAACCGUCUUUAUCAUUAACCCUUAUUUUUAACGGUGGCCAGGUUUUUUGUGAAGAGCGUGGACUGUUAUAUUACUCAAGUUUUAAUCUGUUAAAAAAUAUUAGCGGUUUUAUAUCAAUUAUGUUUUUAAAUUGCUUACUUCAUAGUUCUGCCAAGAGGUGGCGCUUAUAUUAACUGCAAAUCUUUAUUCUUAAAAGUUAUACUCAAGUGCUCGUUCGGCCUAUACUGUAAUUAAAAAAGUUAAUAUGAAAUCAUACGAUGUAUUAUGUAAGUUAAUUAAUUAGCUAACUUAAUAAUCUUGAUUUUAUAGAAGUCGUAACAAACUUAUUAGCUUAUCCAUUAAAGGAUACCAUCCUUAUUUAUAUAUUAUACUUAUUUAUAUAUAUCAUAACAAUAAGCAGUGUUGGCCUAGUGGCUUUAGCGUGCGACU
Molecule: messenger RNA, 3527 nt
Organism: Pieris brassicae (large cabbage white)
Lineage: Eukaryota; Metazoa; Arthropoda; Insecta; Lepidoptera; Pieridae
Product: RUN and FYVE domain-containing protein 2-like
Exons: 14
Coding region: 158-2227 (689 amino acids)
Cellular component (GO): cytoplasm
Molecular function (GO): metal ion binding
Source: RefSeq, a predicted model, not a curated record